Molecule: messenger RNA, 12793 nt
Organism: Mus pahari (shrew mouse)
Lineage: Eukaryota; Metazoa; Chordata; Mammalia; Rodentia; Muridae
Gene: Vps13c
Product: vacuolar protein sorting 13 homolog C
Exons: 86
Coding region: 52-11367 (3771 amino acids)
Biological process (GO): protein retention in Golgi apparatus; mitochondrion organization; protein targeting to vacuole
Cellular component (GO): extrinsic component of membrane
Source: RefSeq, a predicted model, not a curated record
CCCUGCGCGCUGCGUUCCGGCUCCUCCCUCUCCCGCCUCCUGGUCCCCGCCAUGGUGCUGGAGUCGGUGGUCGCUGACUUGCUGAACCGCUUCCUAGGGGACUACGUGGAGAACCUGAACAAGUCCCAGCUAAAGCUGGGGAUCUGGGGCGGUAAUGUGGCUUUGGAUAAUCUGCAGAUAAAAGAAAAUGCUCUGAGUGAAUUGGACGUUCCUUUCAAAGUCAAGGCUGGCCAGAUAGAUAAAUUAACUUUGAAGAUUCCUUGGAAAAACCUUUAUGGAGAAGCAGUCGUUGCCACACUAGAAGGAUUAUACCUGCUUGUGGUCCCUGGAGCAAGUAUUAAGUAUGAUGCUGAGAAAGAAGAAAAAUCCUUGCAGGAUAUUAAACAGAAAGAACUUUGCCGAAUUGAAGAAGCCCUUCAAAAAGCAGCAGAGAAAGGCGCACACUCAGGGGAGUUCAUGUAUGGCUUGGAAAGCUUGCUUUACAAGGACGUCAAGCCUGGACGUAAGCGUAAAAAGCACAAAAAACAUUUUAAGAAACGUUUUAAAGGUCUUGAUCGCUCCAAAGAUAAGCCCAAAGAAGCAAAAAAGGAUACAUUUCUGGAAAAAUUGGCAACUCAAGUAAUAAAAAAUGUUCAAGUGAAAAUUACAGACAUUCACAUUAAGUAUGAAGAUGAUGUCACGGAUCCAGAAAGGCCGCUUUCAUUUGGUGUCACCCUGAGAGAAUUUAGUCUGUUGACAACUAAUGAACUCUGGACUCCAUGCAUUUUAAAUGAAGCAGAAAAAAUCAUAUAUAAGCUCGUGAAGCUAGACAGUCUCAGUGCCUAUUGGAAUGUCGGCUGCUGCAUGUCUUACCGUGGAUCGAGGGAGCACAUCUUGGAUAAACUGAAAUGUGAAAUUCUUACAAGUGCAAACAUCCCCCCAGACCAUCAGUACAUUUUCCAGCCAAUAUCAGCCUCUGCAAAACUCUACAUGAAUCCUGGUGCAGAAUCAGAACUCAAAACACCCAAACUUGAUGGGAACGUAGAGGUACAGAAUAUUGCCAUUGAGCUGACGAAGCCUCAGUAUUUAAGUAUGAUUGACUUUUUGGAGUCACUGGAUUAUAUGGUUAGAAAUGCACCAUACAGGAAGUACAAACCUUGCUUGCCACUUCACACCAACUGUCGGCAAUGGUGGAAAUACGCUAUUGAUUCUGUUCUUGAAGUUCAUAUAAGAAGAUAUACUCAACCGUGGUCAUGGAGUAACAUAAAAAGCCACAGGCAGUUACUCAAGAGUUACAAAAUGGCCUACAAAACCAAGUUAACACAAACCAAAGUCUCAGAAGAAAUACAGAAACAAAUACAGGACUUGGAGAAGAGUCUAGAUGUUUUUAACAUAAUUUUAGUGAGACAACAAGCACAAGUUGAGGUCAUUCAUUCUGGGCAGAAGUUAAGGAAAAAGUCUGCGGAGGCAGGAGAGAAACGUGGCUGGUUUAGUGGGUUUUGGGGCAAGAAAGACUCUAAGAAGAGAGAUGAGGAAUCCUCAGUCCCUGAGACCAUCGAUGACCUUAUGACUCCAGAGGAAAAAGACAAGCUCUUCACUGCCAUUGGGUACAGUGAGAACACCUACAACUUGGCUUUGCCCAAGCAGUAUGUGGCCCAUAUACUGACUCUGAAGUUGGUCAGCACCUCUAUUAUAAUAAGAGAAAACAGGAAUGUUCCAGAAAUCUUGAGAAUCCAGAUAAUUGGCUUGGGUACCCAAGUGUCCCAGCGACCAGGAGCACAAGCAUUGAAGAUAGAAGCAAAAUUAGAACACUGGUACGUCACAGGCUUGCGACAACAAGACAUUGUGCCAUCACUGGUGGCUUCCAUUGGUGACACUACAUCAUCCUUGCUCAAAAUUGAGUUUGAAACCAACCCCGAGAACAGUCCUGCUGACCAGACUCUGAUUGUUCAGUCUCAGCCUGUGGAGGUCAUCUAUGAUGCUAAAACUAUCAAUGCUGUUGUUGAAUUCUUUCAGUCAAAUAAGGGGUUGGAUCUUGAGCAAAUUACAUCAGCUACAUUGAUGAAGCUGGAAGAGAUUAAAGAGAGAACAGCUACAGGACUUACCCAUAUCAUUGAGACUCGGAAAGUUCUCGAUUUAAGGAUAAAUCUGAAGCCUUCUUAUCUGAUAAUUCCACAGACAGGUUUUCACCAUGAAAAGUCAAAUCUUCUCAUUUUAGAUUUUGGUACUUUUCAGCUCAAUAGUAAAGACCAAGGUGCACAGAAGACUACUAAUUCAUCCCUUGAAGAAAUAAUAGACAAGGCGUAUGACAAGUUUGAUGUGGAAAUAAAGAGUGUGCAGUUGCUCUUUGCAAAAGCAGAGGAAAAUUGGAAGAAGUGUAGAUUCCAGCAUCCAUCAACUAUGCAUAUACUGCAGCCAAUGGAUAUUCAUGUUGAGUUGGCCAAGGCAAUGGUGGAGAAGGAUGUUAGAAUGGCCAAAUUUAAAGUGUCAGGAGGACUGCCUUUGAUGCAUGUGAGGAUUUCUGACCAGAAGAUAAAAGAUGCGCUGUGUUUGAUUAACAGUAUACCUUUGCCACAGAAGUCAUCCACGCCGUCUCCAGAGAGACAGGUAGCCUCAAUUCCUGUUCUUUCAGGAGGGACGAAAGCUCUUCUUGGGACUUCACUGUUGCUGGAUGGAGUGGAAUCAGAGUCUGAUGAGGAGUACUUUGAUGCUGAGGACGGAGACUCACAGGCUGCUAGAACUGUCAAAGCCUCAGGACUGAAAAAAGCUGCUGAAGUUCCAAAUGAGGAGCUGGUUAGUCUCCUGCUCAAGUUUGAGAUUAAAGAGGUGGUUUUGGAGCUCACUAAACAACAGAAGGAAGAAGAGACAAUUCUAGUAUUUAAUGUCACUCAGUUAGGGACAGAAGCAACAAUGAGGACAUUUGACCUGACUGCGGUGUCCUAUUUGAGGAAAAUCAGCUUGGAUUACCAUGACAUUAAAGGAUCCAGAAAGAAGCCGAUUCACUUGAUUAGCUCUUCAGACAGGCCUGGAUUAGACCUUUUAAAAGUGGAGUACAUUAAGGUUGAUAGGAAUGGACCUAGUUUUCAAACUACUUUUGAGAAAACUGAACAAACUGUUAAGGUGGCCUUUUCAUCUUUGAAUCUGUUGCUACAAACACAAGCUCUUGUGUCUUCUCUUAACUACUUGACAACUGUCAUCCCAUCAGACAGUCAGAACACGGGUGUGGCCAAGGAGGUGCAGACCAUACCUGAGAAACAAAAGAACUCUCCCCUGCAGAAAGUGAUGGUGCCCUCCAGAGAUAGUGACGUGAUUGGCUUUAGGCUGUUUGCCAAACUGAACGCUUUCUCUGUCACGGUUUGUGAUGAAAAGAGCAAUAUUGCUGAAAUCAAGAUACAAGGCCUUGAUUCUUCUCUUUCUCUUCAAUCAAAGAAGCAGUCACUUUUUGCCAGGCUGGAAAACAUUAUUGUCACAGAUGUUGAUCCCAAAACAAUUCAUAAGAAAGCUGUGUCCAUAGUUGGGAAUGAAGUUUUUCGCUUUAACCUGGAUUUGUAUCCGGAUGCUACUGAAGGGGACUCCUACACUGACAUGUCCACCGUGGAUGGCGUGGUGGCACUGCACGUCGGCUGUAUUCAGAUUGUCUACCUUCAUAAAUUCCUAAUGUCACUGCUGAGCUUCCUGAACAAUUUCCAGGUGGCCAAGGAGACGCUGAGUGCAGCCACUGCCCAGGCUGCGGAAAAGGCGGCCACGAGCGUGAAGGAUCUCGCCCAGAGAAGCUUCCGUGUUUCUGUCGAUAUUGACUUGAAAGCACCGGUCAUUGUCAUUCCGCAGUCCUCUCUCUCCACUAAUGCUGUCGUGGUAGAUCUUGGGCUAAUUAGAGUUCACAAUCGGUUCAGUCUGAUAUCUGGAGAAGAUGCUGCAAAUCCUCCAGUGAUCGACAAAAUGGAGGUGCAGCUCACAAAACUGAAACUCUCUAGGACAGCAAUCCAGCCAGGCACCUCCCACCCUGAUAUUCAGCUGUUGCACCCAAUUAACUUGGAGUUUUUUGUAAGUCGGAAUCUAGCUGCGAAUUGGUACCAUAAAGUGCCUGUUGUAGAGAUUAAAGGGCGUCUUGAUUCAAUGAAUGUUAGUCUAAAUCAAGAGGAUCUUAAUCUUCUGUUUAGAAUACUGGCAGAAAAUCUUGGCGAGGCCACUGAAAGCUUGGAUAAAGGGAAACCCAGAAUACAAGAAAUAGAUUCACUCAGGUGGCUUCUGUACUGGUCUUUUCUCCAGGGAUUCUUCUUUCUGCCCACGUGGCUGGGAUCAGGUGAAACUAAAGCCUGCCGAGAAAUCUCUACUCCGCAGGAUGUGCACACCACACAAGGUGGGCCAGUAGCCAGAGUGGAGGAGACCAGACCUGUAGACAUCAUUAAUGUUCUGUUGAACUUCGAAAUUAAAGAGGUUGUGGUUACUUUGAUGAAAAAAGCAGAAAGGAAAGGAAGCCCCUUACAUGAACUAAAGAUCCUGCAUCUUGGGAUGGAAGCUAAAGUAAAAGCCCAUGACAUGACUGCUGAAGCAUACCUCAGAAACAUUACCAUGCGGUGUUUCGACUUCCCUGAUUCUAAAGGGGAGCCUCUGCACAUUGUCAACACCUCUGAUGUGUCUGAUGGAACCCUCCUGAAAAUGCUGUUCAUCAAGGCAGACAGUGAUGGACCAGACUUUAAGACCAUUCAUGAUAACACCAAACAGAAGCUGAAGGUUUCGUUUUCGUCCUUGGACUUGGUGCUUCAUUUGGAAGCUUUACUUUCCCUCAUGGAUUUUUUGUCAUCUGCUGUUCCAUCCUCUGACUCUUCCUCUGAGAAGGAAUCUGAGCUAAAGCCACUCGUGGGGGAAUCCAGAAGUCUUGCCAUCAAAGCUGUGCCCAGCUCUAAUGAGGGUGAUGUGUUUGAUUUGAAGAUCACAGCUGAAUUAAAUGCCUUUAACAUCUUCAUUUGUGAUCAGAAGAGUAACAUAGCAGAAAUUAAAAUACAUGGAAUGGAUGCCUCAAUUUCUGUGAAGCCAAAGCAGACUGAUGUAUUUGCCAGACUUAAGAAUAUCAUAGUUAUGAAUGUUGAUUCAUUGUCCAUUCACAAAAAGGCUGUCUCUAUUUUGGGAGAUGAAGUCUUCAGGUUCCAGAUGAGUCUGUAUCCAGAUGCCACAGAAGGAGAGAAUUAUGGUGAUAUGUCUAAAGUGGACGGUAGACUUAGUCUCAAAGUGGGCUGCAUUCAGAUCGUCUAUGUUCAUAAAUUCUUUAUGUCUCUCUUGAGCUUCCUCAACAAUUUUCAAGCUGCCAAGGAAGCCCUGAGCACAGCCACAGUCCAGGCUGCAGAGAGAGCAGCCUCCAGUGUGAAGGACCUGGCCCAGAAGAGCUUCCGGCUUCUGAUGGACGUCAAUUUGAAAGCACCUGUCAUCACCAUUCCCCAGUCUUCGGUGUCACCUAAUGUUGUGAUAGCAGAUCUGGGCUUGAUCAGAGUUGAGAACAAGUUUAGCUUGAUUUCUGUGGAGCAGCUCACUCUUCCCCCAGUGGCUGACAAGAUGAACAUCCAGCUCACGCAACUGAAACUCUCCAGAACUGUUUUACAAGCUGAUUCACCUCAGCAUGACAUUGAAAUCUUAAAACCAGUGAACAUGCUUUUGUCCAUACAACGGAAUUUGUCAGCAGCAUGGUACACACAGAUUCCAGGCAUGGAGAUAAAAGGCGAACUUAAGCCUAUGCAGGUUGCUCUCAGUCAAGAUGACUUGACAGUUUUAAUGAAAAUUCUGCUGGAAAACCUUGGGGAGGCUUCUUCACAACCAAGCCCUACACAAUAUGCACAGGAGGCUGCCCGGGUGAAGAGAGAUGCUCGGACUGGGCCUGACUAUCUUAAAGAACAAGAGCCAGGGGACCCAAAGCCCCCCGGGGACCAGACCGUCACUCUUCAGUUUGAUUUCCACUUUGACUCUCUUUCCAUCAUCCUUUACAACAGUGAUAACUGUCAGGAGUCCAGGCUUCCAUUUCAUAAUGACAGUUUCCGUUUGGGUGAGCUCACACUGCACCUGAUGGCUUCUGCUGGGAAGAUGUUCAAGGAUGGGUCUAUGAAUGUCAGCCUUAAACUUAAGACGUGCACGCUCGAUGAUCUCCGAGAAGGGAUCGAGAGAGCGACCUCCAGGAUGAUUGACAAAAAGAAUGACCAGGACAACAACAGUUCUAUGAUUGAUAUAAGUUAUAGCCAAGAUAAAAAUGGAAGCCAGGUCGAUGCUGUCCUUGACAAGCUGUACGUGUGCGCCAGUGUGGAGUUUCUGAUGACCGUGGCCGAUUUCUUCAUCAAAGCUAUGCCUCAGAGUCCAGAAAACAUAGCCAAAGAAAUACAGAUUCCAUCAAGACAGACUGCUGUGGGAAGAGUCAAGAUGGAGAAAGAUGAUGCUGUGAGGCCAAAUAUGACUCUGAAGGCCAUGAUCACAGACCCAGAAGUGGUGUUUGUUGCCAGCCUGACCAAGGCAGAUGCUCCUGCUCUCACUGCCUCAUUCCAGUGCAACCUCUCCCUCUCAACGUCCAAACUCGAGCAGAUGAUGGAAGCUUCUGUGAGAGACCUGAAAGUGCUGGCCUGCCCUUUCCUCAGAGAAAGGAGAGGGAAGAGCAUUACCACGGUGUUGCAACCUUGCUCCUUAUUUAUGGAAAAGUGCACAUGGGCUUCAGGGAAACAAAACAUAAAUAUUGUGGUUAAAGAAUUUGUAAUUAAGAUCUCACCUAUAAUCCUUAAUACUGUGAUGACAAUCAUGGCUGCUAUGUCUCUAAAGACCAAAGAAGAUGAAUGGAAAGACACUCCUAAGGAGACAGACAACCUCUGGGCUGUCAAAUCUAUUACUGAUUAUAACUCUUGGUUUCUUGGGGUUGACAUGGCAACAGAAGUAACAGAAAAUUUUAGAGACUUUGAACAUCCAUCAAUAGAGGAAAAUUGUGUGGUUGCUGUGGAGUCAGUUCAAGUCACCUUAGAGUGUGGCCUAGGGCAUCGCACUGUGCCCCUGUUAUUGGCAGAGUCCAAGUUCUCUGGAAAUAUUAAAAACUGGACUUCUCUAAUGGCCGCUGCUGCUGACAUGACACUAGAGGUUCACUAUUACAAUGAAACCCAUGCAGUCUGGGAGCCACUGAUUGAAAGAGUGGAGGGGAACAAACCGUGGAGCUUAAAACUUAAUGUAAAGAAGAACCCGAUCCAGGAUAAAAGUUUGAUGCCAGGAGAUGACUUUAUUCCUGAACCACAAACAGCAGUUCAUAUUUCUUCAGGAGCUACAAUGAAUAUCACAAUAUCCAAAAGCUGUCUUAAUGUUUUCAACAAUUUAGCAAAAGGUUUUUCUGAGGGAGCGGCUUCUACUUUUGACUACUCUCUGAAAGACAGGGCUCCUUUUACAGUCAAAAAUGCCCUGGGUGUCCCCAUGAAGGUGCAGCCCAAUCGUAACCUCAAGGUCAUGGGUUCCCCUGAGAAGAGUGACAUUUAUGACGUGGGUGCUGGUCAGCAUUUGGAGCUGGAAUACGCCAGCCUGGAACCUUCGCGUCAAGGGAAGCUGUCCAUCCUGAGCCGGCAGGAGAGCGCGCUCUUCACACUGACCUUCGUACCAUAUGGUUAUACAGAAGUGGCUAGUGUUCCUGUUGCCAGGCCUGGCCGACGAUUAUAUAAUGUGAGGAAUCCCAGUGCCAGCCGUUCGGAUUCCGUGUUGGUGCAGAUUGACGCAACAGAAGGCAAUAAGGUCGUCACUCUCCGCUCACCUCUGCAGAUUAAAAACCACUUCUCAAUAGCAUUUAUCAUCUACAAAUUUGUCAAGAAUGUUAAGCUGUUGGAGCGCAUUGGAAUAGCCAGACCCGAGGAAGAGUUCCAUGUCCCUUUGGAUUCCUAUAGAUGCCAGUUGUAUGUUCAGCCGGCUGGCGGCUUGGAGCAGCAGUACACACAGUCUUCCACCUACAUUUCCUGGAAGGAGGAGCUUCACCGCAGCAGGGAGGUCAGGUGCAUGCUGCAGUGUCCCGCAGUAGAAGUCAGCUUCUUACCGCUCAUCGUGAACACGGUCGCCCUGCCUGAUGAGCUGAGCUACAUCGGUGCCCAUGGGGAAGACUGGGAUCCAGCCUACGUCAUUCAUCUUUACCCGCCUCUCACCUUGCGGAACCUUCUCCCGUAUUCGCUAAGAUACUUACUUGAGGGAACUGCAGAAGCCCACGAGCUGGCAGAAGGCAGUUCUGCUGAUGUCCUGCACUCGCGGAUCAGCGGGGAGAUCAUAGAGCUCGUCCUGGUGAAAUACCUGGGCAAGAACUGGAAUGGACACUUCCGCAUCUGCGACACACUUCCCGAGUUCUUCCUCGUGUGCUUUUCCUCAGACACCGCGGAAGUGAUGACAGUUGACCUGUCAGUCCACGUCAGGCGAAUUGGCUGCCGAAUGGAGCUGUCUGUCUUUAGUCCCUAUUGGCUAAUCAACAAAACUUCUCGGGUUCUCCAGUAUCGCUCUGAGGAGAUACACGUUAAACACCCAGCCGAUUUCAGGGACAUCAUUUUAUUUUCUUUCAAGAAGAAGAACAUUUUUAGUAAAAACAAGGUACAGCUAAAAAUUUCAACCAGUGCCUGGUCCAGUGGUUUCUCACUGGACACUGUGGGCAGUUAUGGGUGUGUGAAGUGCCCUGCCACCAAUAUGGAAUACCUGGUCGGGGUUAGCAUCAAAAUGAGCAGUUUUAAUCUCUCACGAGUAGUCACUCUGACUCCCUUCUGUACUGUUGCAAAUCAGUCCUCUUUAGACCUAGAAGUUGGAGAGAUUGCUUCAGAUGGUUCCAUACCAACCAACAAAUGGCACUAUGUUGCUUCUUCAGAGUGCAUUCCAUUUUGGCCUGAAAAUCUGUCUGGCAAACUUUGUGUGAGAGUGGUGGGCUAUGAAGGCUCUUCCAAGCCAUUCUUUUACAACCGACAAGACAAUGGCACUUUAUUGAGCUUAGAAGAUCUGAAUGGAGGUAUCUUGGUGGACAUAAACACUGCUGAACACUCAACUGUCAUAACCUUCUCUGACUAUCAUGAGGGAUCUGCACCUGCUCUGAUAAUGAACCACACACAGUGGGAUGUACUCACAUAUAAACAGAGUGGGUCACAGGAGGAACUAGUAUUGCUGCCAGGAGAAACUCGACUCUUUGCCUGGGCAGAUCCCACUGGCACCAGGAAACUCAGUUGGAACUAUGCAGCUAACUUUGGGGAGCAUGAUCUCUUAAAGGAUGAGUGUGGUCAGUUUCCAUAUGAUGCAAACAUCCAGAUCCACUGGGUAUCCUUCCUUGAUGGGCGCCAGAGGGUUCUGCUUUUCACAGACGAUGUUGCUUUAGUUUCCAAAGCACUCCAAGCUGAAGAAAUGGAACAGGCCGAUCACGAAGUAGCCUUGUCGCUCCACAGCCUUGGGCUCUCUCUGGUUAACAAUGAAAACAAGCAGGAAGUCUCAUAUGUUGGAAUCACCAGCUCAGGUGUUGUUUGGGAGAUGAAGCCAAAACAGAAAUGGAAGCCAUUUAGUCAGAAGCAGAUAAUGUCUCUGGAACAGUCCUAUCAGAAGCGUCUUGCAUCACAAGACCGUGGCUGGAUUAAGCUGGACAGUAAUUUUGAGGUCAAUUUUGACAAAGUGCCGAUGGAAAUGCGCCUCCCUAUCCGGUGCCCCAUUAAACGGGACUUCUUAUCAGGGAUUCAGGUUGAGUUUAAGCAGUCUCCUCACCAGAGAAGCCUAAGGGCCCGGUUGUACUGGCUCCAGGUCGAUAAUCAAUUACCAGGCACAAUGUUCCCAGUUGUAUUUCAUCCUGUGGCUCCUCCUAAAUCCAUUGCUUUGGAUUCAGAACCCAAACCUUUCAUCGAUGUGAGUGUAAUUACGAGGUUCAACGAGUACAGUAAAGUCUUACAGUUCAAGUAUUUCAUGGUUCUCAUCCAGGAAAUGGCCUUAAAGGUUGAUCAGGGCUUCCUUGGAGCUGUUAUUACGCUGUUUACUCCCACAACUGAUCCUGAGGCUGAAAGAAAACGGACAAAGUUAAUCCAACAAGAUAUUGAUGCUCUCAACACAGAGUUGAUGGAGUCUUCAAUGACUGAUAUGUCAAUCCUGAGUUUCUUUGAACAUUUCCACAUUUCCCCUGUUAAGUUGCAUUUGAGUCUGUCUUUGGGAUCCGGAGGUGAGGACUCAGACAAAGAGAAACAGGAAAUGAUUGCAAUUCAUUCUGUGAACCUGCUGUUGAAAAGCAUAGGUGCCACUCUGACGGACGUGGAUGACCUCAUAUUCAAACUUGCUUACUAUGAGAUUCGCUAUCAGUUUUACAAGAGAGAUCAGCUCAUGUGGAGUGUUGUCAGACACUACAGUGAACAGUUCUUGAAGCAGAUGUAUGUGCUUGUAUUGGGUUUAGACGUGCUUGGAAACCCAUUUGGACUGAUCAGGGGCCUGUCGGAAGGAGUUGAAGCACUGUUCUACGAGCCCUUCCAGGGUGCUGUCCAAGGCCCUGAAGAAUUUGCUGAAGGAUUAGUGAUUGGGGUGAGAAGUCUCGUUGGACACACAGUAGGUGGUGCAGCGGGAGUCGUAUCUCGAAUCACUGGGUCGGUUGGGAAAGGCCUGGCAGCAAUUACAAUGGACAAAGAGUAUCAGCAGAAGAGAAGAGAGGAGAUGGGGCGACAGCCUAAAGAUUUUGGAGACAGUCUUGCCAGAGGAGGGAAGGGCUUCCUGCGUGGAGUUGUUGGUGGGGUGACUGGAAUAAUAACAAAGCCCGUGGAAGGUGCCAAGAAGGAGGGCGCUGCCGGCUUCUUCAAAGGCAUCGGGAAAGGGCUCGUGGGUGCUGUGGCGCGUCCGACUGGUGGGAUCAUAGAUAUGGCUAGCAGCACCUUCCAAGGCAUUCAGAGGGUAGCAGAAUCCACUGAGGAGGUGUCCAGCCUCCGUCCACCUCGCCUGAUCCAUGAAGAUGGAAUCAUCCGUCCAUAUGACAGGCAGGAAUCAGAGGGCUCCGACCUAUUAGAGAAUCAUAUCAAGAAGUUGGAGGGCGAGGCCUACCAGUUCCACUGUGCCGUUCCUGGGAACAAGAGGGCUGUCCUUAUGAUCACAAACAGGCGAGUACUGUUCAUAAAGGAGGUUGAAAUCCUAGGCCAUAUGUCUGUGGACUGGCAGUGUCCGUUUGAAGAUUUUGUGUGCCCUCCUGAAAUCCACGAAAAUCUGCUGAAGAUUUCAGUUAAGGAGCAGAGUCUGUUCCAUAAAAAAGACACUACCAGUCUAGGCCAUCUUCGGAAAAUUUACCUGAAGGAUCCCAUCACAGCCAAGAGAGCCUUUGAUGCCAUUGAGAGUGCACAGUCAGCAAGGCAGCAGCAGAAGCUCAUGAGGCAGUCUUCAGUUAAGCUCCUCAGGCCACAGGGGCCGUCUUGACCAUGGAUUCUACAAGGCUUCUGAGGGGGAAGCAGCCGCUUCAGAGGGCCUGCUGAAGUGAACAUUUCCAGCAAUUCCUUAGCUCUGGGUUUUGGUUUUUCUUUGUUUUUUGGUUUGGUUUUUUUUUUUGUUUGUUUUUGACUCUUAAUUUUGAGUCUUGGGAACUCUGGAUAUAUUAGGAGUCUACUGCUACAUGUGUAGGUCAGACCUCAAAGAAAUACCAUUUCAGCUUGGAGAGACUUCAUUAAUAUUAAAAUUGUGAAGCAAAGAGUGGUGGGCUUGUUUUUAAUUAGUCUUUACUGAAGAAAGGAGAUUUUAAAAUGAGUAGUAUUAUUUGAAAGGUUUUAUUCAGACAAAUAGUGGAUACUCUUGACAUUUGUUUAAAGGUAAUUUGUGCAAUAAUUGCACUAAGAGAACACUUUUGGUAAACCAGUCAGUUGACUGAAGAAAUGUACCUAAAGGAGAGGUGGUGCAUUUUCUAUGUUCAUUUUAUGAAAAUGUUAUUUUUCUUCUAGUAGGAUGAGUCUUACACGGGUGCUUUUCUUCUCCUUUCUAUCGAAUCUCAGAACAUGGGCGGUCUGGCAACUUUGGUGGGCAGCCCUGCACCGCUGUCUGUAGCGAGGCACCCACCAGAUGCCAGAGUGGGUACUUUCUGGGUGGCCUCAUGAGCACAAUGACAGAUUUCUGAGAAAUAGAAACUGAGAAAUUGCACUAUGAGCUCCUCAGCAUUCAGGAAUAUAUAAAAUACAAUAUUUUUUAUAUUUCCAGAGAUUUAUUUUAGAAUAUAAAAGACUGCAAAGGGCGCCAUAAAUAAACAUUUAAUUCUAAUGCAUACCUGUAAAUGUCUUUUAAAUACCUGUUAAGAAGAAUGAAAAAUCCCUACUUACUUUUUUGUGUAGGUUUUCUUCAAGGUCGGUACAGAGUUGGGAAACGGGUGUUCCCUGUAUGCAUCAAGCUGCUGUCCUUCCUCAUCUCCCUGACGCUUGUUAGGUCAGGGCUGCCCGUUGGCAGGCCAGGCUAGGCAGAUGGCACGGGCUGCCUGUUACUCUGAGGGGUUUUAUUUCCUUGGGUGGACCUUUAGUGUUGUUCAGGGUGUUGACCAUGGCACUGAGUUAAAGCGCACAGUCAGCAAUAAAAUGAAGAAGGUAUGGAUGCUCUGCUUGUCUUGCUCUGCCUUUGUUGAUGUGGGUCCUCCUUCUACCCUCAAUGCCAGUCACACUUUUAAGAUUGCACAGGAAGAGUUCUUAGCUCCCCACUGCUGCUUCAUGUUUCUCUAAGGGAGAGUACAGAAAUCAGUGUCUGAUUUUUAGUAGUUGUUAGAUUUUUAAUUCAAUUCCUUCCUUUCUUUUCAUCACUAUGCCCCCCAUCUCCAGUUCCUUUUUUCCUUCCUUCCUUCCUUCCUUCCUUCCUUCCUUCCUUCCUUCCU